Daucus carota subsp. sativus is the source of this 5433-nucleotide messenger RNA. RefSeq lists its product as uncharacterized. NCBI's taxonomy places the organism in Eukaryota, Viridiplantae, Streptophyta, Magnoliopsida, Apiales, Apiaceae. Gene Ontology annotation, biological process: DNA integration. Bases 1 to 5433 code for a protein of 1810 amino acids. The record is from RefSeq and is a predicted model, not a curated record. Gene Ontology annotation, molecular function: nucleic acid binding; RNA-DNA hybrid ribonuclease activity. The transcript has a single exon.
AUGACGACAGGGGAUCAGCAACAUCAUGGCUCCACAAGCCAUGGAGACGACCCUACGGUACAACAGAUGAUGGAAACAAUCCGCAAGAUGCAGGCUGACAUGGACGCCCGAGAAGAAACAUGGAGAUCUGAAAGAGAAGCACUACAGAGGGAACUCACGACAGCCAAAUCCAAGUCCAACCCUACGGCAAGGGGUGUGUUAAACAGUGUGGCUAGACGCUUGAACAUGGACGACGAAGAGGAGGAACAAUACGAUGAAGAAAUUGAAGCAGAGAACCCAGAACAGAGGGGUCCUGAGGGCAACAAUGAUGGUGAUGGUGUAGGCCCAGAUGCUAACAACGGUGGUCCGGAGAAGCAGGACAAAAACAAAGGACACGACAAAGGAAAUAAGAAGAAGAAGAAGAAGGAGAGCAGGUCCACUAGGUCACGUAGCCAUGACACGAUGCGCAAAGAGUUACAAGCCCUGAAGGAAAUGGUUCAACGCAUCCCUGGGGUACCAAAACCCCUUGAAAAAGCUGCACCCAUGAGCUACGCGGACUCCCCUUUUUGCGACAACAUCGCUCUGGUGGAGAUGCCAAAGCGCUUCGCCGUACCGGCCAUGAAAACCUACGAUGGGACGACUGACCCACAGGAACAUGUGGCACAGUACAAACAACGAAUGUUCACGGUAUCCAUUACGAAAGAACUGAGGGAACCAUGCAUGUGCAAGGGCUUCGGCUCAACAUUGACCGGCCCAGCAUUACAAUGGUAUGUGAGCCUCCCAAAUGGAAGUAUUGAGACGUUUGCCGAUUUGGUCGACGCUUUCAACCUUCAGUUUGCGAGUAGCAGAGUAUUUGAGAAAACUACAAGUGACCUCUACAAAAUAGUCCAGGGGUUCAGAGAGCCUUUGAGAGAUUACCUAACUAGGUUCAAUCGUGAGAAGGUGACCAUCACAAAUUGUGACACUCCCACGGCGAUUGAGGCGUUCAGGAGGGGACUGGAGAAAGACUCACCUUUAUACGACGAGCUCACCAAGUAUCCUUGCAAAACACUAGAUGAUGUCCAAGCUAAAGCAAUGGCGCAAGUGCGUCUCGAGGAGGACAAGAAGGAACGGGAUGACAAGUAUUAUCGUCCAAAUCGAAAGGUCAUGACUACAAGAGACAGGGACUACAAACCCUACGCCAGAGAACCUAGGGGUCCAAAAGAAGAAACACGUGUCAACUCGACGCAUGAACAUGCUGACUGGAGGAAGGAUCCAAAUUUACCCCCAACAUAUGACAGUUAUGGUUUCACAAUCACACCUUCUGCCAUGAUGAGGGAAUUCACGAAGAUGGGCGACGUAAUAAAAUGGCCAGUAAAGAGUAACAAGCCAAAAGCAAACCCAGAUUCCAAGCUGUGGUGUGACUUUCACGGUGACUACGGCCAUAAGGCGUCUGAUUGCGUGGCCCUAAGGAGGGAGAUCCAGUACCUCGUGAAGAAAGGAUACCUCACAGAAUUCAUGACAACCAAAGACACUGAAAAGACACCCCAGAAACUACCACCACCCCCCUAUCAGAAAGUUGUGAACUUUAUAGCAGGAGGAUCUGAGAUAUGUGGGGCAACCUACUCACAAGCAAAACGCAUAGCAAGACAAAAAGGCAAGCAAGUCAAUACACUGACUCCAAAGAAUGACGACAUGACGGAACUCGUCUUCAGCUGGACAGACAAGGAACACGUGCAGGAACCACAACAAGAUGGCUUAGUAAUCUCACUCCAAGUUGGCAACUGCCUCAUCAAAAGGAUAAUGGUGGACAAUGGCAGUGCAGCAAACAUAAUGACAAAAAACACCCUGCAGGAAAUGGGUUUGGCAGAUAGCGACAUGAUCAAGCGCUCAACCAUCCUUGUAGGCUUCAGUGGUGAGACAAAGAAGACCCUGGGAGAAAUCACAUUGCCUGUUUACACACAUGGAGUCAAUAUCUCAACGAAAUUUCUCAUAAUUGACUGUGACUCCACGUAUAACAUACUAAUGGGUAGACCAUGGAUUCAUGACAUGCAAGCGGUACCUUCGACAUUUCACCAAGUCAUCAAAUUCCCAACCCCAUGGGGAGUUCAGCAGAUUCGAGGAGAUCAAUACACAGCAAGAGAAGUCUACAAGACGUGCAUGAAACCCACAGUCCAACAUAAACCAGAGUUGACGUCAAGUCCAGCCAUGACAGGACCUGAGAAUUUGGCUGAGGUCAGCCUAGAUACAGGGGACAAGAAGGUGCUAGUAGGAGAGGACCUAUCUCCAAACAUAGAAGCAAAUCUGGUUGAGUUUCUGACAACGCGGUUAGAUGCAUUUGCAUGGGAACAUGAAGACAUUACUGGCAUCAGUGCUGAAGUAAUCACCCACAAGCUGAAUGUCGACCCCAACCACAAGCCGGUGCAACAGAGGCGGAGGAAAUUUGCAGCAGAAAGAAACAAGAUCAUCAAUGACGAGGUGUCACGACUACUAAAGGCAGGAAUGAUAAAAGAAGUUGAUUAUCCAGAAUGGUUGGCCAACGUGGUAAUAGUCCAGAAGAAAAACGGCAAAUGGAGGGUCUGUGUCGAUUAUACUGACUUGAACAAAGCCUGCCCAAAAGACCCUUUCCCUCUGCCACACAUUGACACCAUGGUAGAUUCAACAGCAGGACAUGAGUUGCUGACUUUCUUGGAUGCCUCAAGUGGCUUUAACCAAAUUCAAAUGGAUCCCUCCGACGCUGAAAAGACAGCCUUUGUGACUGAAAGAGGAGUCUACUGCUAUCUGGCCAUGCCAUUUGGUUUGAGAAACGCAAGUGCAACGUUCCAAAGAUUAGUCAACAAGAUGUUCAAGGACCAAAUAGGAAAGACAAUGGAAGUUUACAUUGAUGAUAUGGUGGUCAAGUCACUCAAUGCAGAGGAUCAUGUCAAGCACCUUCAGGAAGUGUUCGACAUUCUACGAGAAUACAACAUGAAGCUUAAUCCAUCAAAAUGCAACUUUGCAGUCUCAUCGGGAAAAUUCUUGGGACACAUGGUCACCAGGAGAGGCAUAGAAGCCAGCCCAGAACAGAUCAAAGCCAUUCACGACCUGACUAGUCCCACCUGCAUGAAGGACGUCCAGAAGUUGACAGGAAGAGUGGCUGCACUUAACAGAUUCAUUUCACGUUCCUCUGACAGGUGUAAACUAUUUUACAACGUCCUAAGGAAGAAUAAAGGAUUCGACUGGACAAGUGAACAUGAAGCUGCUCUCACAGAAUUGAAGCAAUACUUAACAUCACCACCCCUCCUAGCAAAACCAGUGCAGGGAGAGGACCUCUACGUCUACCUGUCUGUCACAAGUCAUGCCGUGAGCAGUGUUCUCGUGAAAGAGGCAACUGGGGUGCAGUCACCAGUAUACUACACGAGCAGAAGUCUACUCGAAGCAGAAACCAGAUAUACACCCCUGGAAAAGUUGGUCCUAGCGCUUGCCAUGACGUCCACAAAGUUACGACACUAUUUUGAGACCCACAGGAUACAUGUCCUGACAAACUUCCCCUUGAGGACAGUCUUGAGUAAGCCAGAACUAACUGGUCGAAUGGCGAAGUGGGCGAUUCAACUUAGCACCUAUGACAUCAUCUAUGAACCACGGACUGCAAUAAAGUCACAGGCCUUGGCAGAUUUUGUGGCUGAUUUCAGCCCAAAGCAGAUGACAUUGGCAGAAGAGGAACUCAAACAAUUCACGACAUGUCAUGACACGCAGGCCUGGAUACUCUACACUGAUGGAGCAUCAAACUCCUAUGGCACAGGACUCGGGUUUGUGCUGAAAUCGCCACAAGGGGACAACCUGGCGUAUGCAAUAUGCUGUGACUUCAAAGCCACGAAUAAUGAAGCUGAAUACGAGGCCCUGAUAGUGGGCCUAACAACAGCAAGAGACAUGAAGGUUAAAAACAUUGACGUACAUUGCGACUCUCUUCUAAUUGUCAACCACAUUAAUGGCUCUUAUGAAGCAAAAGAUCAAAAAAUGUUUACGUACCUUGACAUAGUAAAAACCUUACAACUGUCCUUUAACGCAUUUAGUAUUCAACAGGUGCCCAGGGAACACAACGCACAAGCUGACGCGUUAGCAGGACUUGGGGCUGUAUUCAAAAACACGGGUAUAACGUCUAUCCCUAUAAUACACAUUAUGCAACCUGCAACUACAAGAAUACAACAGGAACUUGUCUUGUGUACUAACAAUAUGCACACAGAUGACGAGCCAGAAUCUUGGAUGCAAGCCUUCAAAAGCUAUCUGCAAAACGGCUCUCUGCCAGUCAGUCCCAACGAGGCACGCGUCCUACGCAUGAAGGCCUCACGCUUCGUCUUGAUCGAUGAUGUACUCUUCAAAAAGUCAGUGUCAGGUCUCCUACAGAGAUGCCUAAGCAAGGACGAGGCCAAGAUGGUUUUACACGAUGUUCACGAAGGAGAAUGCGGGAACCACAGCGGAGCAAGAGCCCUAUCAAACAAGGUGAUGAGGAUGGGAUAUUACUGGCCUACCAUGAGGCAGGAUGCAGUCGCCUAUGUUCAAAAAUGCGAUGCCUGCCAACGACAUGCACCUGUCAUCCACCAGCCGUCAGAAUACCUCCACACGACAACUCCCUCAUGGCCAUUCAUGAAGUGGGGGAUGGACAUAGUCGGGAAGCUGCCCCCUGCACCAGGACAAAAGGUUUUCAUGUUGGCCAUGACAGACUACUUUUCCAAAUGGAUCGAAGCAGAGGCUUACAAACAGGUAACUUCGAAAGAGGUGAUCACCUUCAUCAAGAAGAACAUUCUUUGCAAGUUUGGCGUGCCCUCAGAAAUUGUCUGCGAUAAUGGUUCCCAAUUCAUCAGUGACAAGACCGAGUCAUUUUGCAAAAAAUACAACAUCAACUUGAUAAAAUCGACACCAAGAUACCCACAGGCCAAUGGUCAAGCCGAGUCAAGCAACAAGAUCAUAAUCAGCAACCUGAAGAAGAGACUGACUUCACACAAAGGAAAAUGGGCAGAAGAGUUACCCUGGGUCCUCUGGUCGGACAGGACGACACCAAAAACUUCAACCGGGCAAACACCCUUCAGCCUAGUGUAUGGCGCAGAAGCAGUCCUCCCCACAGAGGUCCUGACCCCCACUGCGAGGUAUGGACUGUUGAAUGAAGAGACAAAUCAAGACGAACUGACUGCUGAUAUUGACACUGUGGAUGAGUUGAGGCAAAUGGCUAAGCUACGAAUGGCAACCUAUCAACAGAAAAUAGCAAGAAACUACAACAAACAUGUCCACCUUCGGAUGUUCCGAGUAGGUGACAUGGUGCUGAGGAAGACGUUUCAAAACACCACUGACCCGACAGCAGGGAAAUUUGCUGACACCUGGGAAGGCCCCUACUUAGUGGACGCUGUGGUCGGAAAGGGAGCGUACCGACUAUCAACUUUAGAUGGCACUCCCGUCCCAAGAAGCUGGAAUGCCACUCACCUGAAGUUUUACCAUGUUUGA